Messenger RNA from Porites lobata, 7028 nucleotides. The record is from the annotation of a GenBank genome assembly. Lineage: Eukaryota; Metazoa; Cnidaria; Anthozoa; Scleractinia; Poritidae.
AUGAUGGAUCCUAGAAUUGGCUGGAUUCAACCGGAACAAAAGGGUCCAGCAUAUACAACAUGGAGCGACAUAAUGAUUCAGGAUGUCACUUCACCAUCAACGAAUUUGGAAAAUCUUCGUGCUGGAAGGCCGGACUAUAUCCCUCUGAAUCAUAAAAAUACUUUUAGUGACGCAAAGGAGACUACCGCGUUAAACAACUUGAUAAACGCAGACAAAAAGUCAUGUUAGUAAGAAGAAAAAGUUGAAAAUCGAACCCCGUGGUGGUCCAAGGAAAAAAGCUAUCCAGACGGCCCAGUUGGGUAAGUCGCCAUUCAGGUCAUUUCAGCGAGAAUUCUUACAACGAAGAAGUGACAACCCUCACAAUUGAAAGCUAAUAAGUUAUUCUUUCGUUUUAUUAAGGCUUCAUGAGGAAAUUCUGGACUUUCAUAAUUUUAUGAAACCUCGUCCUGCAGAACAUAGGAUGCGACAAGAAGUAAUAUCGAGAGUUCAAGAAGUCAUCAAACAACUCUGGCCUACAGCUGAAGUACGUAGGGAAAAUUCACAUAAUUUGCUCAGUUUUUUUGUCAUAAAUUCAAAGUAAGUUUGCUGAAUGGUGUAACAAGUAUGGGAAAUGACGAGGUUUUGUUUUUAUCAAAUUAUUUCAGGUGGAGGUCUACGGAAGCUUCCGAACGGGCCUCUAUUUACCAACCAGGUGAGAGCAAGUAGCAACUUUUUGUGAGUCGAAAUAAAAGGUGUUUAUGAUCUGUAACGUUUUGUGCCCUAUUUUAGAUUUUCCUCGCAUGGGUCCUGCUAUCGCCAGUGUGAAAUGGAUCUAAUAAAGAUUAUCGAGUAGUGAAUGGAUAUCACUCUACAACCGUUUAAAUGAAAAGCAAAACAUGUACUGUAUCUUUUCAAUAAAUCGUUUGUGGUGAGCAGAAACAAGGUUUUCGCGUAAACAUUAUGCAACUUGAAACCCCCGGAGGAUAUCUCUAUUUUGAACAUAAGCAGUUUCAAAUAGUUCUGAUGUCACAGUACCCAAUUGUAAGUAGUUGUUAUUCAUUUAAAAUCCGUUGCUUCUUAUUAGUGACAUCGAUAUUGUCGUCUUUGGCAAAUGGGAGAGAUUGCCUCUAUGGACGCUUGAACAGGCGCUGACUGCGAACAAAAUUGCGGAGGUUUCGUCGAUCAAGGUCUUGGAUAAAGCAUCGGUGAGACUAGUUUUUUUCUUUUAUUGUAUAUUUGUAUUAUGAACACAAAUAUCGCGACAACUCGUGAUGAUAAGCUUAUAUACAAGCUUAAUACUCACUAAUAAAAUACAGAAUAAAUGAGGUUAAAUUACCCCGACUCUCUGAAAGCCUGUUAUGUAUUAAAGAUGCACAAAAGCUUCUUUUCUGCUAAUGUUUUUCGAAGGAGAGCUGUUUUUGUCACUCAGGAAAGGUGUCACAAGCUUUUUCCUUCGCGAAUAACAAAUCUGUAGGAAGUGACAACGCUAUAUAAAUCACAAAAUAGUUAACAUCGCACGGGAAAAUACUUGUUGAAUAUUCACGUAUUUUGUAUGAUCCUACUUAUUUCGGUAUGCAAAUUCAAUGCGGGUUCGUCCCUUAGUGAAAUUUGAAUAUUUAUGACCUUUGUUUUCAGACUCUUAUUUUUUUUGCCUGGGGCGUUAUGUAUAAUACUUUGUCUGUCGUCUACAUGUAGUGCCUCAAAAAUUUCAACUACAAGAUUUCAGCGCAAGAUUUUUGUGUGGGUGUGCCAUGUUGAAGGACUUAAUGUACUCUCACAAUGAUAAAAGAACAUCAUUUCUGUUAUUUUUUGUCAUAAUGUUAAAUUAUUCCAUAUUUUGCCACUCAUGAAGGAUAUACAGCUGUAGUUGGGGUUGUUUGGGGGCUUUUGAAAGUACCUAAAUGGUUCGUGGUUUUUGUUCAUGUCAGUUAUGUAGUGUCAUAAUUUGCAUUAAUUGUAUCAAGUGGAACUGUGAAUAUUUCAGAAAAUUUUAAGUAAAAUAAUAUUUACACGACUUUCGGCAUCAGUUGAAACUUGUUAAAUUUUUAGAUUCUUCAGCCCAAAUAAAGGAUUCAUACAUGCAGUUUGGUAAAUGUAGCGGAUAUGUCUUAGGUAAAAUCCCUUUUCAGGCUAAAGUAGUAUUCAGCCUAGUUUGAUACAGAAUUUCCUUAAUUUCUCGGCCCUAAUUAUUUAUAGCAGAAAUAGGAAAUUCUGGUUUCAAUUUUAUCCGCAACAGGUAUUGAUAUGACAUUCAGUCCAGUGUUAUUACGAGGAUAGGUGUUCCAUAAUCUGUGCACAAAGACCUUUUGAAGUAUAAUUUCUAAAUAUUAUAUAGAACCAGAAUGGCUUAACCAAAAACUAUAACUUUUUUAAAUAAAAAAAUAUGUAUGUGUAAAGUGAUGAAGAGCAAAACUAUUCCCUACUUUCACGAGUAUACCAUUUGAUUACCUAUUAAUAUCAUUGGUAGUGCUUCUGAUUGGCUGCAGCCAAUUUUUAAUUUUCAGCAUGGAAUUUCUGCACUUGUUCCUUAGGCAUAGUUUUUCAGGGAAACUAUUGGUGGCAUUGCAAAUUGUCAAUUAUGCUGAGCAGCCUGGAAAUCACAGUGUUCGAGCACUGGGCUCCCUGUAAUUUUUCUCGGAGCACAACUUUGCAUUUUUUCCUACCAGUCAUGUGCAAAGUAACUGACUGCUAGCAGAGCAUUACAUCUCACCUAUUUUUAUACUUUGCUGCGUAUCUGUGUUUUGUUUUUGACAUAAAGAAGCAUUUCCUUUAUAGGAAAAAAAUCUGAGAAUGUAAAAGUGAUGUGCUGUCUAUGAACAAAAAUUUCUUGCAAGAAUUUGAAAAGGUUUUCCAUUGAAUACCAGUGAACAGUCACCCACUUUGCAUGUGAACUUUAUUCAGGCAAUUAUUCACUUAUUCAGCCAUGGUUAUAAGGCAAGGGGUGAUAUACAGUUGGUGUUGUGGUGUUUGUCUUAGAGGGGGUUAACUGUUUUGAUUUGACAACUGGCUUGCUUCAAAUGGUGCAUUUGCUGCAAAAAGUCUUCACCUGUACAUAAGAGUUGGUGGGCUUGUUGCUAAACCAUUUUUGGCCACUAUACAUCACCCUGGACAAUUACAAAAUAUUUUUUCAAUAUAAUAUAGUUAAUAUAGUAAAUAUAUAACUGAAGAUGAUUUUUUAAGUGAAAAGUUCAAGUGGUCGUUGUCAAGGUGGGUAAUUCCAGAGCUAUCUUGUUUCUAUUGAGAGAACUUCAAAAUUUCUAUUGUACAUGUAGUUCUAAACUUUGAGUGUGUUGGCUAAGCCUUGUGAUGCUGAUCAUUUGAGACUUUUCUUGUGAUAAUCAUGAUAUUUACUGAGUUUAGGGUUUAACACUGAAAGUGGCAGAGUUAUAAUUUUGUCUAUCAUGUGAUUGACAAAGAUGCCUUUCAUGUGAUAGUCCAAAAUAUUGCACUAUUCCAGGGGGCUUGUUGGAGCUAACACAUAGCCCUGGUGAUGUCUAUCAAAAUGAUGUAACAUAAUGCAUGCAAAAAAGUCAUACCUUGUGUCAAUAUUUUGCAUUUUUAAGGUCUGUUACAGUUUCUUUAUAUGGUAGCAGUAAAUAUAAAAGCCAAAACAUCUGAUAUCUUUAAUAACAAUCGUGACUGUUUUUAACAUUUUCUUUAUUCAGGUGCCUAUAAUCAAAAUGACAGACCAGAAAACCAGUGUGAAAGUGGACAUAAGCUUCAAUGUCCCAGCUGGGUUAAAAGCAGCCGACUUCAUAAAGGUAAACCGUUUUGAAUGGCUUUCCAUCAUCUUUGUCUGAGGAUGCAAUGAUAUUAUUUGCCCAGUAGUGUAUGGCUGAUGACAAAGUUUUAAACAAAAAGCUUGCCAUAUUUACUGUUUAACAGAAAAACUUUUUCUUCUAAAAUUUAUUUUUAAUUUAUUAUUAUGUGAUGUGAAUUUUAAUCUUUUAUUCCUUGUUCUGUUUCUAUAUAUCCAUGUUUUUGUCCAAGGGUUUUGAAUAUAAAAAAUUCUUUGGGAAAAAAAAUUCAUAACUGUAGUAAUAUAUUCUUUGAUAAAUCUUACCUUUUGUUUCAUUACCUGGAUUCUUGGCUAGUCCGUGAUUUGCUUUAAAAGAAAAAGUUUAAAUGUUGUUUAUUUUCUGUUAGGCUAGGUUGUUAAAAUGGUUCCUUAUUAGUAGUAGAGUCACAACAUACAUGUGGCUUUACAAAAUUAAUAUGGUUGUACGAACUAAUUAAAAAUUAAAAAUCAAUCACAAUCAGACAAUUGAAAGAUACAUCUAUUGAUAAAAGAUCUUUUAAAACGCUCCAUUUUGACUGCAGCUAAAAUAAAAUUAUGCCCUUGAUCUCGCAAGCAUCUCUUUCUUUAAGGGGGCAACAGCUCAAAACGUGGGAUGUGAGGGAUUCUCUGUUAUAGUUUUCCAUAACUUGCAGUCCCGUUUUUUAAAAGUUAUUUGUAUAUCCAAACCUAAAGGCACGUUUAAAAAAUAUGUCACUAUCAUCCCGUGACAAAAAAACAGGGGCACAAUUAACAGAUUAAAUAAUUUUGUCAGUUGAUCUUUAGGGUAUGUAAAAUAUUUAAAGACAUGUAAAAUGUGUUUAAAACAGCUUCUAGCUUAUUCAACAACAUGUAGUUGUGAAAGACUCAUGAAGGAAAUGGUUACCCUGGUAAUGGGUUUUUCGGUGUCAUUUGAAACUAAAGGCUUUAUCCUGAAUAUCACUGAACAUGAUUUUUUUGCUCAUGUCACCUAGAAGAGGGUUUGCAAGGCAAACCCCACUUCUGGAAAUAAAUUGUUUUUUGUCAAAGUUCCUGAAUUCCCGAGACUGCAAAAGCAGUUUUAUAGGCACGUUGGUAUGAGGUGUUAACACACAUCUUAAUUAUUGCUCAUUCUGUUAAUCUUGAGUAACUGGGGUAAUGUGCGUCCUUGACUAAAUGCAAUAAGAAUGUAACAAUAGCUCACAUUGAAUGGUACUGAACAACACAACGAAAACAUCCAGACUUUAUAUCCUGUCUCACAGGACUCGAAAUUGCGACUGAUACGGUCUCCAAUGCGACAAACAUUUUCUCCUAAAAAUUCUGGUUUAGUCGCCACUUCGGUAACCAGAUUUCUUUAUGAUUUAGAUUUAAAUUAAAAGAGUUAAGUUAAAACAAACAUUUUAUCUUAUCUUGCUUUGCUUUCAUCACAAAAAAUGUGCCAAGUCGCAUAAACAAAGCCAGUUUACCUCCAAAUUUAUGUCGACUUCUGUGAUAUUUUCAAACAAUCAAAUAUGAUGGAUCGUGCCAUACUAUGAGCUGCAUCAUUUACAUUAUAUAAACUGGCGACUGAAAAUUUGCAUCUGGCAACUAUAUCUCUCCAGUUUGUGGCCAAAAGGCGACCUGAGAAACUUUUUUAAUUUUGAGCCCAAUCUCAGCAAAAACCCCAAGUGGUUGACUGGUUCUGUUUUUCAAUUACACAGGAUCAGAUAGAAAUUUUCCCUUGCCUUGAACCCUUGGUGCUUGUCCUAAAGCAAUUCUUACUUCAGCGUGACCUUAAUGAAGUAUUUACUGGUGGGAUCAGCUCAUACUGCCUUAUCUUGAUGACUAUCAGCUUCCUGCAGGUGCGUGAUUUGUGAUUCCCAAAUGUGUUCAAUACAGGGUUAAAUGAAAGUCAGGUUUACAGCCUGCUCGAUGGGCAAGCUUUAGCUCCAAUCUUGGACAAAACUGUUGAGAAAAUUGUAUACUUGGGAAGCAUUUUUCUAGACGUUGUAGCUGUACUGGUUCUUCCCUCUCCCCCUUCCCCUGAAAGUAGUGUUGUGUAUUCAAAAGAAAGCCUGAUCCCUGGGCGUUUGUAGGAAGCAACAUUGAAUUGGGGGAAGGGGUUUUCUUUUCUCAAAGGCGUCGUUUUGGAAAUAGUUUUGUUGCGUAGGAAAGUGGACAUGAUGGGGAAAACUUCCUCGAGAAGUUUUGUCAGGGAUUGUAGCAGGUACUAGCCCUGUGGUAACUAACCUGAAUUUUUUGACGUACAUGUUAAUGAUUAAUUUAUUUUUGUUAAUUAAUCAGUUACUUGCUUUAUUUAAUGACUGUAAUGAAAGAGAUAAUUUCACUUUGCCAGAUCAGCUCAAAAAACAGCUUUCAAUUCACAUGAAGUUUUCAGGAAUUUAAACAAUAUUUGUCUCACACUACUUCUGUAAUUUGUAUUCCCCCAAAAAACUUCACUGGCCCAUCAGGUAAGUUAAGAACAGAAUUCAGUAGCCCGAGUGCAAAUUCCUUUAGCCACUGGCUAUCAGACAUGACUUUCUUUGCACGCUGCUCAGUAGGUUUACUUUUACAGUGGAACCCUGCCUAUGCCCUGACUUUUGUUUAUGCAUUUUCAUGUUGAUAUGGGAGAAAGGAAGGAAGCAAGGAUUUAAAUGUUAAAAUAUUCUUGCUGUUGACAUUUACUAAAUGAUAAUUUUCCAAAAUAAAUAUUUUCCUCUAACUUUUUUUCACGUUUUUCACACAGCACCGUAGAACACCUCCUUCAAAAAAAUCUUGGAGUGCUUUUUGAUUGAAUUCUUUGAACUAUAUGGUAAACAUUUUAACUAUACAAAUGUUGGAAUCAGAGUCAAAGAUGGUGGCACGUACUUUUGCAAGCAUGAGGUGAAUAAGCAAAAUAAAAUAUUUUAUGGCUAUAAAAUACUAUUUUCUUUAAUACUACUGUUAAAUACCACACUGUACCCAUCCCUAUCAAAACAUGUAGGUGGGCAAGGUCUGCAUUCAAUAUUAUUUAGUUUGUGUCCUUUGUUCGACAGGAACUCACACCUUUUUAAAUAGUGUUGAUGAUGAUGGUGAUGAUGAAAUUCCUUUAAUAAUACUCUGUAGGGUUUGUGAGGGAGUAACAGCCAUUUCUUUUAUUCAACCCUUCAGACACUGCAACAAACCCACUUUUUCUGUAACAAUUAAUUUUAUUUCUCGGUUCUUUGUCAUUUAGGUUAUGCUUGGUAUGAAUGAUGUGUAUAAUCAACCCGCUCUCCUGUGCAUUGAAGAUCCUUUUACGCCAGGUAAACAGAACAUACCAUAUUUCCUCGAAUAA